GUUCAGGCUGGGUUGGGAUGAGCUAAACUCACCCAGCCGAAGCUCAGCCCAAAUCUGGUCGGGUGGACCUGGUUGGGGCCUGGAGGGUUAUGUUUGGACAUCAAGAUCUUCUCGAUUUCAAGCCAAUUGAUCGAGUCCGACUGACAGUGUGGACUUGCCGCUCGCACAGCCCAACUGACAGCCUAGAGUCGCGGACUCCCGGGGUUGUUUCGGCUUCAUCCCUAGCCGAAGAGAGAGAGAGAGAGAUGGGAGGGAAAGGUCGUCGUCGGAGGGAGAAGAACUACAGGGCAGCGCAUGGAGGUUACAGUCGCCUGCCGCCUCCUCCUGAUCCCAAUGACGUUGAUGCUGUCCCUUCCAAACUUCUCAAAAUCAUGGCCUUCGCUUCCUCUUCUUCUUGCCCAUCUGCGGCACAAGGGUCGGCAAGGCCAUCAAUGGGUAUGGAACAGAGAAAGAAAAUAAAAGCUGCUUCUAACGAAAAGAAACUUUGUCUGGAGGUUGAGUCUGGCUCUAAUGCCACUGGAGAUGAAGAGAGAGCUAAUGAUGGACAUUUGAAAUCUCAACUGAUUGAUAAUUGUGAUGAAAUGUAUGUUAGUAGCACACAUGAAAUGGGAAAGAAGAAAAGAAAGAGGAAGAAAGUAAAUGAUCUUAGGUUUGAAAUGGCAGUUGAGUUAGGUGCUGCUCGUUCAAAAAGGCGGGACGCUAAGAAGAAAUAUUUGGAGGCAAAGAAGAAGAAGCACAAAAAAGGUAAAGCAGAUGAAAUUUUGGAUUUCUCUGGGCAUGAGAAGAUCAAGUUUGGGGAUGUCGUUGAAGCUCCGCCAAAGCUGGAUGCAAUUCCCAAGCCUAAGGCAUUGAGGACUGUUCAAGAUGCUUCACGUGAGAGGCUCCAUUUACAGGCUGUUGAGGCCUACAGGAAUCGCAAAGAAUGGGUAUCAAGGCCAGGAAUCCACCUUCCUCCUGUAACUACAUCACCUUCUUUGUAACAGAUGUGAGUAUCUAUUUGGAUGCAAUUAUAGCCAAGGACUCAGAUGGGCCCUGUAACCCUGUAAUCUUUUUGAAAUCAUUCAAUUUCAGAAUAUGGUGUGCUUUUUAGAAUGCAGAUGGCAAGCACAUUGAGUAGGUAGUCUGUACAUCAUUAUCAUUGGUCUCACAAUAAUACAACUAUGAACAGCUUGCCUGGUCAUCAAAUGCAUGGCAUUUUUUUUGCCUCAUUUGACUACAUUUAAAAAAUCUCCCGAGAAUUCAGAAUUCAGCUUUUGAGACCUGAAUUCUUCGAAGUUAAAAGAAA
Messenger RNA from Malania oleifera, 1285 nucleotides. RefSeq lists its product as uncharacterized. The record is from RefSeq and is a predicted model, not a curated record. NCBI's taxonomy places the organism in Eukaryota, Viridiplantae, Streptophyta, Magnoliopsida, Santalales, Ximeniaceae. The transcript is spliced from 5 exons. Bases 90 to 980 code for a protein of 296 amino acids.